CUAUGAUAAAAAGCUGAUUGUGAAAUAAGAACGGCUGAAAGUUAUUGUGGCCGUAUAGUCGAAAUGUAUCACUUCGAUUUAUGUUUAUUUUGUAUCAUAGCUGCUAUUAUUAAUGCGGUGGACAAUAAGAAAUACGAUAUUGAAGAAGAAAGUAAGAAUGCGUAUGGAAUGGACUUGCAAAACGUCCUGCGACAGUUUCGAAGAUCGGACGAUUACGUCAAAAUAUUGAAAAUGAGGACAAAUGAAUUUAAUGUGUUUUUUGGGGACGUAGUCUACCACAGUUUAGAUUAUCAUCAAGGUAAAAUGGAAGAGGAGAUAAAAACUUCAUUUGGCCUCAAAAAAUCCCCUUCAGACGUACCAACAACCACUUUUAAAACAGAAUCAACCACCGUUUGCAUCCCUGGGGAAUCUGGGAAAAAAACCUGUCCACCACCGGAGGAGAGUUCCACGAUUCCGGCCAGCCGCCAAUUGUUGUACGAAGCCAAAGCCCGUAUUCUUAAAUCAAAAUUGAGCGGGCGCCGUCAAGCUGGCGCGAAGGCGAUCGAGCAGUCGCUGCUGAAAGUUAAGCACAUCGACGAAUAUCCCCAGCUGGGCUCUCAGCUGACGGCGGAGGAGCGGAACUACUAUAAGAGCCUAGCAUUCGAAUACGCUGGAGAAACUAUUCACACUACAAUUAGGGCAUUUGGAGCGGAACCGGUGGAUGUGCAUGGGAGCACCCAAAUGAACGCCGAGGGAACAACUAGCACACAACACAUGUUGAGACACAUAGCUGGGGCCAAGAAAAUGCUAGUGAUGCUAGGAUCAACAACAAAUGAAGCACGAAAAUCGCAACAAGUCACUAAAAGAUACCUUAUGGUACCGAAAAAAGUAUAUCCGUAGAUUAUCAGGGAUGGUUAGAUGCUCCCC
Cydia fagiglandana is the source of this 906-nucleotide messenger RNA. RefSeq lists its product as uncharacterized. The transcript has 7 exons. The record is from RefSeq and is a predicted model, not a curated record. The coding region runs from base 64 to 879 and encodes 271 amino acids. Lineage: Eukaryota; Metazoa; Arthropoda; Insecta; Lepidoptera; Tortricidae.